GGCGACAGCAUGGGUCGUGCCGGCAGCGAUGGCGGCGGCGGGCCAGCGGCCAUGGAUCCGGUGCGCAGCUUUGAGCGCUGGAAGAAGAAAUACACCCGGCGGACGACGAGGCUGCGGCAGCAGCGCAAGGAGAGGAAGCGGCCCGAGUGGCAGGUGGAGCGAGAGGGCAUCAGCCGCCUGGUGCAGCGCUAUUCGGAGAUAAAUGCAAGUGAAAUUAAAAGAUUUUCAGAUUUUCCAUUGUCAAAGAAAACCCUAAAAGGAUUGCAGCAAGCUCAGUAUCGCGUGGUAACGGAGAUACAGAGGCAAACCAUAGGUUUGGCUUUACAAGGUAAAGAUGUACUCGGAGCUGCAAAGACUGGAUCAGGCAAAACCUUGGCUUUCAUUGUCCCAGCUUUGGAGCUCCUGUACCGCCAUCAGUGGACGUCAGCUGACGGCCUGGGAGUGUUGAUCAUAUCACCUACCCGGGAACUGGCCUACCAGACCUUCAAGGUUCUGCGUAAAGUGGGAAAGAAUCAUGAGUUCUCAGCUGGCCUUGUCAUAGGAGGAAAGGAUCUGAAAGAAGAGUCUGAAAGAAUCCACCACAUAAAUAUGCUAAUUUGCACUCCGGGACGGCUUCUACAGCACAUGGAUGAAACUUCGUAUUUCUAUGCAUCUGAUCUGCAAAUGUUGAUUCUUGAUGAAGCUGAUAGAAUUCUAGACAUGGGGUUUGCUGAUACAAUGAAUGCAAUCAUAGAAAAUCUCCCUAAGAAACGCCAGACCUUGCUUUUUUCUGCAACACAAACAAAAUCUGUGAAGGAUCUUGCACGACUGAGUCUGAAAGAUCCAGAAUAUGUUUGGGUUCAUGAGAGAGCCAAAUUCAGUACCCCAGCAACACUGGAUCAGAACUACAUUGUUUGUGACCUUCAUCAAAAAGUAAACGUGUUAUACUCCUUUCUGAGAAGUCACUUGAAAAAGAAGAGCAUUGUGUUUUUUGCAAGCUGUAAAGAGGUCCAGUAUCUAUUCAGAGUGUUCUGUAAGCUUCAGCCUGGUCUUCCUGUACUGGCACUCCACGGCAAGCAGCAGCAGAUGAAAAGAAUGGAAGUAUACACUUGCUUUGUUCGGAAGAAGGCAGCAGUACUUUUUGCUACAGAUAUUGCAGCUCGUGGUCUGGAUUUUCCAGCAGUGAAUUGGGUCAUUCAGUUUGAUUGUCCAGAAGAUGCCAACACAUACAUCCAUAGAGUGGGAAGAACAGCCAGGUACAAAGAAGGUGGUGAAGCAUUGUUAGUGUUGCUUCCCUCAGAAGAAAAAGGCAUGGUGGAACAGCUGGCACAGAGGAAAGUACCUGUCAGUGAAAUCAAAAUUAAUCCUGAAAAACUUACAGACAUCCAAAAGAGAAUGCAGUCUUUCUUGGCUCAAGAUCAGGAGUUGAAGGACAAAGCUCAGAGGUGUUUUGUAUCCUACUUGCGUUCAGUUUACUUGAUGAAGAAUAAGGAAGUAUUUGAUGUUUUCAAGUUGCCUUUAGCAGAAUAUGCCCUAUCACUUGGUCUUGCAGUGGCACCUCGUGUGAGAUUUCUUCAAAAAGCUCAGAAACAGCUACGUGUGAAGGAGGCAGCUAAUGGAACAGAUCACUUGAAGGAGACAGAGCAAAAUAAAAACACCAUGUCCUCAAUAAAUGAUGAUGGAGUGGGGAAAUGUGGAACUGAUUUCAGUGGAAAGGUUUCUGUUAACAAAACAAAGGAAGAGGACAGGAGAGAAACAGAGGAAUGUUCUGCUUCCAGUGAUGGUGUUGAAGAGAGUGGUGAGUCUGAGGAUGAAGGAAAAGAGGCCUCAGAGGAGGAGGAGAAAAAAGAGGCUUCAGUAUCAAGCCGGGUGCCAGACCCAGACUCUUUGCAGUUCUUUGAAGAUGAUGAUGAUGACGAUGAUGAUAGUAAAGGUCUUGAUUUGCUGACAGUGAAACGAAGGAAUGUUUUUGGUGUGGAAGCUACAGAUAAUGCAGCACCGAACACAUCAAAAUCAAAAAUGAAGAAAAAGGCAACUAAAACCCAAGAAGCCAAAAAAAUCUUGAAGAAGAAAUUUAAAGUCAACACAAAAAUAGUUUUUACUGAAGAUGGAGAGUUAGUGCAGCAGUGGCCACCUGUGCAAAAAUCCAGUUUGGCGAAAGCAGAUGAAGACGACGAUGCCAGUGGUAUCAACUUAGAUAAAGCAAAAGAGAUACUGAGGGAAGAAGACAAGUUUGACAAAGAAGAAUACAGGAAGAAAGUAAAGGAAAAACACAGGGAGAAAAGGCUAAAAGAAAAAGCAGCAAGGAGAGAAGCCAGGAAUAAGAAUGCAGAGGCUGAAGAGGAAACAGUGGCCUUUCUUGCUCACAGUGGAAGUGAGGAAGAGUUUGAUCCAAGUACUCUUCCAGAUCCUGAUAAAUACAAAGAUUCUGAUGAAGACCAGGAUUCAGAAAGCGAAGACAGCUUCAGUGAACUUGAGGAGAAAGGUGGAAGAAAGAAAAGAUGCUACAGCAACAGUUCUGCCGCAGAAGAAACACCUCUGAAAAGAAAGAAAGCAAAAUUCAGCCAAGAGGAGGACUCCUAUUUGCCAUUAGAUACUGGGCUUUCUCUGGCAGAGGAUGAAGAGCUUGUCCUACACCUGCUCAACAGUCGCAGCUAAUUAUUUUUCUGCAAAUUUUCUUUUCUGGGACAUCUCCACGGUUUUGUCAGUAGCCUACACGAAAUGAGUUUGGCAGCUGGGUACUAGUGGACAGAGAUAAACGAGUUCUGUGUGCAAUGGGAUUGCCUUAGAUUGGUUCACAGAUUAUAGGCAAUAUUUAGUUUGAUUUAUAAGGCUUUCUAAAUGAACUUUACAACCUAAAUCCCCAGAUGUCGUUUUGCAGUAACACGUUCAUAACUUGAAAUCUCCACGUUCUGAAGCAAUUAUCUUUUUUAAUUUUCAUCUUGCUUUAAAUAAAAAUGGGAUGCUCCUUUCUUGACUGUGUCAGGUUUGUUAUUUUAAAAGAUAAAUGGGUACAAAAAUUAUUAAAGAAGAAAUAAUGU
Messenger RNA from Colius striatus (speckled mousebird), 3020 nucleotides. RefSeq names its product DEAD-box helicase 10 (gene DDX10). Gene Ontology annotation, biological process: rRNA processing. Gene Ontology annotation, cellular component: nucleus. The coding region runs from base 10 to 2637 and encodes 875 amino acids. Lineage: Eukaryota; Metazoa; Chordata; Aves; Coliiformes; Coliidae. The record is from RefSeq and is a predicted model, not a curated record. The transcript is spliced from 18 exons. Gene Ontology annotation, molecular function: ATP binding; nucleic acid binding; RNA helicase activity.